This is a messenger RNA of Acinonyx jubatus (cheetah), 6447 nucleotides long. It is a transcript of the gene SNCAIP, whose product is annotated as synuclein alpha interacting protein. Bases 4047 to 5765 code for a protein of 572 amino acids. Gene Ontology annotation, molecular function: ubiquitin protein ligase binding. The transcript is spliced from 7 exons. The record is from RefSeq and is a predicted model, not a curated record. NCBI's taxonomy places the organism in Eukaryota, Metazoa, Chordata, Mammalia, Carnivora, Felidae.
AUUACUCCAUUUUCUCAGUGUCCUGUUCUGGCGAGCCCCAGUCACAGUAUUCCACAAACAACCAUCACAGUUCCUAAGCAAUUGCUGAGGGUGCCCUUUUCUGGCUUGUACUGGCAAAGGGGAGAAUCGAAUUUUCGAAUGACCAAAAGAAUGUAAUCACCGAUGAUCUUCCUAAAUCAUUUUCAGUAUGAAACUGAAUGUAAUUUAUUCCCAAACCGUCUGAAUAAUCAUUUCAUGUUCCCUGAUUUCAUUGGCUUAUCUAAAGCCUAGCAAGGAAUUUGCCAUCCCCGUAGAAAGGCUACCUGUGCUUUUGGUAGAGCUUGCCAAAGAAAAGGAGGAAGGGAUUGCAUUGCUGUUCUGAGACUCUAAGUAAAUAAUUGGGCCCCUGGCAUUCUUUGUGUCGGGAAAUGCUGCUUAUGUGUGCCAGCUUCUCUGUUCGCCUCUCGCAGUGGGUUUCUUGUAAUCGUGAAGCCAUCAGGACCAAAGAAGUGCACAUGUCCUUUCUGGGACUGGUUGGGUGAUGCUGUGGCCUACUGGACUGGACUAGAGGAAAAUACGGAAAUCGGGGACCUCGCAGAAGAGCCACAUCAGACGUUUGCCUCACGCUAGUAUCAGUCUUCAGGCUGUUAUUUCAAGCUGAGAGGCCUUUUUAAUGACCCGGAGUACGGCUCUGAGCAGGGCAGCCAAGCAGCGCCUUUCGGAGGGCACUCCUCCCCAAGUGGAAGGCAUCGAGGCCCUUUAGAACCACGAGUCCUCCUCUGCCCAGCCAUCCCGCAUCCGCCGCAGGCACUUAUGUAACAGGUAACCUGUGGAGAUGCUGAACUUGGAACCGCUACAAGGCUAAUAUUUUCACAAGGAAGACUGUUAUUGAACAUUUUUCUAAUGGAUUCAGCACAUGCAGGUUUUUCUGCAUCAGGCAGGCACUUGAGUGUGCUCUGCUUUUGUUUCUUCAGUAAAUACUGCUGGAAAAGAUAGAACAGAGGAAAAUUCCUCCCUUGGUUUAUUUUAGUUGCCCUCUGCCCCUCAUAUAGAUUCUCAAAGAAGGGGCUCUACGUGACUCCCAAUUUGUGUCCUUCUUCUCGCAAAAAUUACCUUAAAGACUCCGGUACCGCAGGGCAGCCGGCAGAUUUUAGCGGUCUCCUGGAGUGAUAGAUCUUGGGGUGAUAAGAAUUGAUUUUCCUCCUCUUGACACAUGAAGUCUCAGAGGGUGCAAUUAUUCCAUUGCCUGAUCGUACAGAGCAGCGCUAGCCACAGGGAGCACGGAGGUGAAAACUGCAGGGAAACUCCCGGAAAAAGCAGGGAUGUCCUCCAGUCGGCCUGCUUUGCUGUCCCUGGAGAGAGUUGUUGCCGGCCAAACAGUAGAGACAGAAUUGUCUCAAGUCAAAGCUACCCUGUGUCACGGGCGCUGUUUUAUUUCACCACGAAGGCUCUGAGGGUCUGGCCCACGCUCCCAGCAAAGCUGUUGUGCCCUCAGCAGUUUGGGGGCUUCAGCCCAUUCUGCACCGGUCAUUGGUUCAGUGGGUUCUGUGUUCCUUGUGACCGUUGUGUUUCUGAGUCUCCCCUGUCACUUUUGGUAAGGACAUCCUGCUGUGAAAACAACCUCCCUCAUAGCACUCAGCGUGUACCAAGAGCACCUUUGUCUACACUGGGUGCAUUCUGCAUUUUAUUUUUUGUGUUUAUUUAUUUAUUUUGAGAGAGCGCAGGGGAGGGGCAGAGAGAGGGAGACAGAGAAUCCCAAGCAGGCUCCACACCGUCAGCUCGCAGCCUGACACAGGGCUUGAACCCACGAACCAUGAGAUCAUGACCUGAGGCGAAACCAAGAACAGGAUGCUUAACCAACUGAGCUACCCAGGCACCCCGCAUUCAGCGUUUGAAAUGUUGGCCCUGACACAGAGCAAAACAAAAUAAAACAAAACAAAAAACAAAGGGAUAGAAUGAUCAGGGACAAGUUUUGAAAAAAAGGAACAGAGCAGCAAUUCCUACAGCGAUAGGCAUGCAGGCAAGAGGCUACAUGCGAUUGUUUUUCCACGAUCGACUUUAAAAAAGCAAAAUAUUCUGUGGACUUGAUUGUUUCACUGUCACCGGAUAGAAAUAAGAAAACAACACUCAAAGUACUGAGAUUGCAGACAAAAGCAAAAUAGAAAAAUGUCUGAUUAGCCGAAGCACCCAUCCGCUCUCCAGGGACUGAUCUUUGAAACAGAGUAAGCAACACAGAGCUCCAUAAACCCACAGACUGAUGGGCUGUUAAUUGUGCUUUCUGUGACCCAAGUGUGCAAAAUGAGUGUGUCCAUUACGGAAUCAGGGGUCAUGGGUCAGUGAGUGGCUGCGGAUACUCAUACUGAGUAGACAGAUAGCAGAGGCCUGGAGAACAGUGGCUCCGUGUCUGAUCUUAAAUCCUAGCCCUGCCACUUACUAGCUCAGGGGUCUUGGAGACGUUUAUUAUUAUUUUUAAAUAGAAAAGAUCUCUCUGGACCUCAGUUUGUUCAUCUCUAACAUGGAGAUAAAAGUGGUUUAUUUGCCAGGGGGCAAAAAGCUGCAUGAACACUGCCCGUUGCUGACACAUAGUAGACAUUAGAUAAAUGUUGCUUCCUAGGAUUAUUGGGUAUCUUCCAAUUUCCUGUUUUAUUGAUCUCAAUAUUGUUCAAUUGACUUAUUUCACCAUAAGUAAAACAUAAGGGAAACUUGACACUGAAUUAUUUAGGCCUUAACCUGUUUAACAAGUUCUCGGAUACACUUUUUGUUCACAUUUUACCGUCUCUGGAUUCUGCAUUUAUCUUACAAUAUAUGACACCCUGAAAUUGUGGCUGGCCAUGUUUUUACAUUUUAACAUCUCAAAAACCAGACUGAAUUCUACCUUUGAUAGUAUAUUAGAUUCGAUGAUCUCUGAUUGCAGAAGAAGGUGCCUCCUUUGGAACUUACAGUCAUAAUGAAAACUGUAGACCCUUUACUGAUUGAGGCCAACAAGAGACCUGUGGAACGCUUUGCAGGGACAUUUUUUUAUUAGACUUUGUCCAGCAAAUCUCAUAAAUUACGUGUAUUAAUUGCCCCAUGAAACGACUUGCAUUGCCUUUAACAACACACAAAACGCCCCAAUAAAACAGAUUACCAAAAGAGCAGAAAAUCCCCAGAAGAGGAAACCAGGACAUGAAGGAAGUUUUCAGUCAAUAGAUAAAAACCGAACGUCUAGAUGAGUGUGUGGGCGGCUGGGUAGAAUGUUAAGUUGGAGAGGCAUUCUGUAAAAUGGAAAUAAUCCAGAAGGGCCUCUCGAUCCUUACAACUUCACUGGAUGUUCUCUGAAAGCAGUGAAUUACGGCAAAAUGAAAAUCAGAAAUGACAUUUUUUAAACAUCUCCCUGACACACACAACACACACGCAGGCGUGCACAGAAAGAGAGCGCUAAAUGUCUAAGAAGAGAGGUAGCCAUCACUGCAUAUGUAUAUUUAAUACACAUGUAUCUCAUAAGGCCCUUCUCAGUUGGAGAAAAUAGCUGUAUUUUUUCUCCUUACUAGAUAUUGGUCGAGUAAGUCACUCUUUACGUUAUAGUCCCAUCGAUUUCUGCUGGCAUGUUCUCCCGAAUCAGAGCAGAAAACGGCAUUUUCUCUGAGACUGGAUGCUGACCAUGCUUUUACCCAAACCCGGGAAUUCAAGACCUUUUGUUUUCAUGAAGUUUAUCAAACAACAGGCUGAUUCUGUAGCUUCUUAUUAAAGUAAAUUGCCCACUACCAAACACAAAACUGAAAUUUGAGGUGCUGGGCAAAGACCUGCCUUGUUCUGAACAGUAGAAUAAUGGUUCUUCCUUUAUAUAAGUCUUGUGUCUUGAAUUGGAAUGUAAUUAUAAGGGAGAGUUAUCCAUGGCCUCAGAAGAAAAGAAGGCAGGUUAUCGAACAAAGUGGAUUGAACCUGACUUGAAAGACCAUCAGGAGCCAAGGCAGCUCUUGCCUUAUACAGACCGUGGCCUGUCUGCCCAGAUUUUCAAGCCCCUGCAAAGUCGAGGUGUCCAGAUUCUUCUCCCUAUUUUUACAGGGGAAAAUGUCUAGUCGUAUGAAAUGCUAUAUCCCAUUUUCUACAACCCUAUCAUUAAUAGAAGAAUAGACUUCUCCACUAUGCUAUUAAUUGAGUCUGAAAAAUAUGAAAAUGUGCCUGACGAGAAGGAAAAAAUUCUUCUUUGGCUUCUUCAGUUUAUGCAAGAACAGGGCAUCUCGCUGGAUGAAGUGGACCAAGAUGGCAACAGUGCCGUCCACGUAGCCUCACAGCAUGGCUACCUCGGGUGCAUACAGACAUUGGUUGAAUACGGAGCAAAUGUCACCAUGCACAACCACGCCGGGGAGAAGCCCUCCCAGAGCGCUGAGCGCCACGGGCACACCCUGUGCUCCCGGUACCUGGUGGUGGUGGAGACCUGCAUGUCGCUGGCCUCUCAGGUGGUGAAGCUGACCAAGCAGCUGAAGGAACAGACAAUGGAACGUGUCACACUGCAGAACCAGCUCCAACAACUUCUAGAAGCCCAGAAAUCAGAGGGCAAGUCCCUCCUUUCCUCGCCCAGUUCGCCAUCCUCCCCCGCUUCCAGAAGGUCCCAGUGGAAAUCUCCAGAUGCGGAUGAUGAGUCUGUAGCCAAGAGCAAACCCGGGGUCCAAGAGGGGAUUCAGGUGCUCGGAAGCCUGUCGGCAUCCAGCCGGGCCAGGGCCAAAGCAAAAGAUGAAGAUUCUGACAAAAUCCUCCGCCAGUUACUGGGGAAGGAUAUCUCAGAGAGUGUCUGCACCCAGGAAAAGCUGUCCUUGGAAUUCCAGGAUGCUCAGGCUUCUUCUAGAAACUCAAAGAAGAUCCCUGCAGACAAGAGGGAGCUGAAGUUGGCUCGGCUGAGGCAGCUGAUGCAGCGGUCCCUGAGUGAGUCCGACACCGAUUCCAACACCUCUGAGGACCCCAAGAGCACACCUGUGAGGAAGGCCGACAGGCCCAGACCGCAGCCCAUCGUGGGAAGUGUGGAGAGUGUGGACAGCGCAGAAAGCCUGCACCUGAUGAUCAAGAAACACACGUUGGCAUCAGGACGCAGGUUUCCUUUUGGUAUCAAAGCCUCCAAAUCUCUAGACGGCCAUAGCCCAUCUCCCACCUCCGAGAGCAGCGAACCCGACUUGGAAUCCCAGUGUCCCACCUCAGGGACCACUCCCCCAAGCCAGCCCUCCGGAGACCCUACUCAGCCCAGCCCUGACAGCACUGCCACCCAGAAAGUGGCCAUGAGCCCCAAGAGUGCCCUCAAGUCUCCGUCUUCCAAGCGCCGGACAUCUCAGAACUUAAAACUCCGAGUUACCUUUGAGGAGCCCGUGGUCCAGAUGGAGCAAGCUAGCCUCGAGCCCACUGGGGAGAAGGACAGAGAUAAGGGCAGGACCCCCCAGAGGACCUCUACGGGUAGCGAAUCGGGGGAUCAACUGAAAAGGCCUUUUGGAACCUUCCGGUCCAUCAUGGAGACGCUCAGUGGCAACCAGAACAAUAAUAACAAUUACCAGGCAGCCAACCAGCUGAAGACCUCCACACUGCCAUUAACCUCACUUGGAAGGAAGACAACAGAUGCCAAGAGAAGUCCCGUGAGCUCUGCUAGCAAAGGAAAGAAUAAGGCGGAGAUGUACGGCAGCUGCGUCACCCUUUCCUCUAACACGCUGACCGAAGAGCCUCUGCGUAACCGUGCACGGCAUAAUGACAUCAACAGAAAAAUGAAGAAACCCUACAGCAUAAAGCACAUUGCUGAGCCAGAGUCAAAUGAACUCUUCUUGUAAAUCACUUUUUUAUUAUCUCUCAUUGCUGCCCUUGGGACACCGUUUGGAAGUUUCUGGACUAUCCACUAUGGAAAUAGAAUCAUGAGAACAAUGCCUCACCAGCAGAAGAACAAUAUCAGGAUGCCUUAAAUUUAUAGUAGUAGACUCUACAAUACACAUUUUGGGGUGAUAUUUGUAUAUAUAACUUGUUUCUAAAGAGAUGCUGUUUAAAAGCAUGAUCGGGCAAACGUUAUGUUGUUUUGAGCGUGGACUGGUUCAACCUGCCCACACAACGUCCGCCAAGCCACCGGUACCAUCUUUUAUUUCAUCCAUUGCAUGGGUGUUUGCUAAUGUUGAUUGAACAUUCUUUUUCCAGUAAAAUGGGCAGUUUGGCUCAGCUCCUCAGUGAGACCAGGUCAGUGGUACUGUUUUCUGUCGAGAGCGUUUUUUCUGUCAUUUCUACUUUUUGUAUAAAGGAAAUAAAACAAUGUUAACAGCACCUAUAAGCUCGAGGCACCUACUUUCUAAUCAGCCUAUGAUGUUCUGGUCUCUUAGGGACCUUGAGAGUAUUUUGAUUGCUGAUAUUUUAUUUCAGGAACAAACUGCCGGGUUUAGCUAUUUUCCCAUAGGGGUGAAAUAAAACAUUCUAGUUUUCAUUAAGUACUAAAGGAUCAGACAAGUAUAUAAAGUAAGUCAAUUCCUU